Daucus carota subsp. sativus is the source of this 3914-nucleotide messenger RNA. RefSeq lists its product as uncharacterized. The record is from RefSeq and is a predicted model, not a curated record. Lineage: Eukaryota; Viridiplantae; Streptophyta; Magnoliopsida; Apiales; Apiaceae. The coding region runs from base 204 to 3503 and encodes 1099 amino acids. The transcript has 12 exons.
GUGGUCGCAAUUUUAUGACCGUUUAAUUACGGACUAUAGUAUCUCGGAUAACAAGGAACCGUUUUAAUUAAUCGGUUUGGUCGCAAUUCUAUGACCGUUUAAUUAAUCAGAAAACGUUUAUGAUUUGAUCGGUUACAUCUCCCGACCCUUCCAGGGUUUUGUUCGCCCUGUAACUGUCAUCGCAUCUAAAAUUGACCGUCACAAUGUUCGGAGCCGCUGGAAAGUCCGGUCGUGGUGGUCGCGGCGGCACCGGGAAGCGUAAACUCCCCUCCAAGUUCCGUUCCGCAUCUCGCAAUCUCCCUCCCAGUGGCCGUCCCUCCGUCGACGCCUCUCGCAACAACCGCACAACCACCGCCACUACUGCCGUCGCCUCCACGGCUCCGGCGGAGGAGACAUAUGAUCUCGUUACUGGUAAUCCUCUCAACUUCGCUAUGAUAAUUAGGCUUACACCUGACCUUGUUGAUGAGAUCAAGCGUGCCGAGUCGCAAGCUGGCUCGGCUCGGAUCAAAUUUCAUGCCAAUCCUAAUUAUCCUUCCGGGAAUGUUAUUGAUGUGGGAGGUAAGGAAUUUAGAUUUACAUGGUCAAGGGAGAUGGGAGACCUUUGUGAUAUAUAUGAGGAGUGCCAAAGUGGUGAAUAUGGAAACGGGCAGCUUGUUGAAUCUGGGUGUGCUUGGCGAAAACUGAAUGUACAGAGAGUCUUGGACGAAUCUACUAAAAACCAUGUUAAAAUGAUGUCAGAAGAAGCUGAGAGGAAGUCUAAAUCUCGGAAAGUUACAAUUUUGGAUCAUGGGAGCUCAUCAAUGAAGACUCAAAUAAAGGCAUUAGCUGCUGCUGAAGCUACUCCUUGGAAAAUGCCUUUUAAACAAAAAAAGGAGCCUCCUUACAAAAAAGGAACAACUGAACCUCCUUCAGGUCCACCUAAAUCGGCUAACAAACACGUGUUGUCCUCUACACCCUCAAAAGGGAGGAUCUCAUCUUCACCUCUACCAUCUGCACGCGAGCAGCCUCUAGUGUCAGCUUCCCCAUCUAGAACUAGAAGUCUGAGUAGGGCCUAUGCAAGUAUAGAUGAUAAUAUGUCCAUUCAAGCAAGUAGUAAAGAAAAACCUUCCAGCUCUGAGAAAGGAAUGCCCAAUAGGGUUAUCACCAAUGCAGUACCGGACAAACAGGCUGGCAAGGGAAAUUUAGGAGUUAAACCUACUGACUUGAGGAGUAUGCUGAUCGUUUUACUGCGAGAGAAUCCCAGGGGAAUGAGCCUUAAGGCACUGGAGAAAUCUGUUGGACAGGACUUCCCCAAUUCUGGAGCACAAAUUAAGCUUAUCAUAAAAAAAGUUGCAACUUACCAACCGCCCGGAAGAUAUAUAUUGAAAUCAGGAGCAGAGCCGGAAAGCUUCCAAAAACCCGUGUCUCAAAGUGGAAGUUCACCUGAAAAUAAGAAACAAGAAGCAUCUCGGCGCAGUGACAAGUGCGAUGACAUACAUGAUCCUGUUAACAAGGCUUCUAUGAAAACACACACACAAAACGAUGAACCUGCAAAUCUGAAUUCUGAGCCUGGAGAAGUUUUAACAGAUGCCGAAAAACAUAAGAUUUCACUUCAGUCUCCUGAUCUUCAUGCAGAGAAAGAAGUUCUAGAUAAUAGUGGAAGGAUGGUAGCUACCUCUAGUAACAGCCAAAGUGGCAGUGAUAGCAGUGACAGUGAAUGUGACAGUGGAAGUCACAGCAGAAGCAGAAGUAAGAGUAGAAGUCUUCUUGGAAGUGGGAGUGGGAGUAGCAGUGACAGCGAAACAGACACCUCUUCCAAAAGUAAGGAAGGAUCGGACGAGGAAGUGGAUAUCAUGACUAGUGAUGAUGACAACGUCCUGAAGGACAGGUUGCAAGCUUCUGAACCUGAAUUAUCUGCAUCGCCAGUUUUGCAGAGACCUGAAGGGUUGCUUCUGCAAAAUGCCACCAAUGAGAAAAAAGAUAUCCAUGCUGCUGAAGUAAUUGAGAUUAGGGAAAACUCACAUGGCUGUGCUCAGGUAGCAAAAUUUGAUGCUUAUUUUCUUGGAUCAGUUUCCAGUGACAAAGAAGGUGAACAACAUUCACAGGUUAUCAAACCUUUAUCAGAUUAUCAUGCUGUGCCUCAAGAAACCCAAGUUCCUAGAGGAGAUUUGUACAGAGAAAAGGAUGGUUUCAGACUUGAGCAGUCUGAUGGAUAUCAAAGAAAAUCCGAAGGAAAAUCAAAAAAACGUUCUGCCGAGGAUUUGUUUGAUGAUACUGAUGUGUGUUCUAAAAAAUUAAAAGGAAGUGCGACAAGGGCACCAAUACAAAGUGAAGAUGGUUAUAAGAAUGAAAAAAGGCCUUCUAAAAAUCCUAGAGAUGGUGCUGUGGACAAAAAAAUGGCACCUGCCGACUCUCAUCACAGGAAAAAAGCUGAAUUGCCUGGAAAGACUGUGGAGGUUGGGUCAGUUUUGAACUCAAGUUUGGUGUAUCCUUUAAAGGAUAGCAACAUAUCUGACGUUGGCAGAUCCGCUAUUAUAGAUAUAUUAAAUCUUAGAAGGGAGUCCUCGGUGUUGGAGCUAGGUGAACUUCGUGAUCCCUUGCCUGAAAUGACGCCUGGAAUUAAGCAGUCUGAUAAAAUAGGCUCCAUCAAUCAAACAGUCAGACAAUUGGAUUACUGGAACCCCGAUAUUAGUAAAGAAAGACCUGCUGGGAAAACUGGUGUAGAUUCAGUUGAGCCUUCCUCAGCCAAUUUGAAUGCUGGGGUCAUUGGCAAUUACAAAGGAUUGUAUAAAAGUGGGAGCCAGGGACAUGACGAAGAUUUAUCAGCUGUGCAAUGUAACCCUCCACAGCUGCGAAGAGUUAAUCAAGCUGAGGUUGUGUCUCAACUGACUAACUUAUCAGAUGUUGAUUCUAAUUGUAAACAGAAUAAAGCUUUAUCGAGUCAGGUGGUUGGUAGGGAAGGGUAUGGAGAUGCUCAAAGAAAAGUUCCUGGUGCCAUGGCUCAGCUGCUUGAUGAUGUACAGGGACGGCCACUUUCCACCAUAGAAAGUGAAAGGAGAAAAACUGAUUCAUCAGCCAACCUUAGUGAUAUAUACAACGAUCCCCCGAUACUGGACAGUCGUGCCGGUGGCAAAGAGAACAGAGGAACCUUUUUUAACACUAAUGAUUUAUCAUACUACAAGUAUGAGAAGGACAAACCGGAGCUGAAGGGUCCAAUUAAGGAUCAAUCCCAGUAUAUGGAAUACGUGAAAGAGUUCCAGGAGAAAUAUGAUAGCUACUUCUCUAUUAGCAAAAUAUUAGAGUCUGAAAGGAAUGAGUUCCUCAAAUUUGGAAGAGAUCUUGAAGCUGCGAAGGAAAAUGAUAUGAUUAAAUAUUGUAGCAUUCUGGAGAAACUAAGGGAAUCUUAUCGUCGGUGUGGAACGAGGCACAAGCGGCUGAAGAAAGUAUAUGUUGUGCUUCACAGAGAAUUGGAGACCUUGAAGGAGAUGAUUAGAGACUAUGCUAAUCGGUGUCCAAAAGAUUAAUUGUCAGUUCCUGCUUGGCACAAAGUCAUUGUAUAGGAUAUUUGUUUUCCUUAAUUGUGCUUGCACGAAGUCCUAAAAGAGACGAAAUAAGUACAAGUCAGCAGUGCAUCCAUAUGUUUUGCAAAAGAACUAGGGUCAAUGAAGGGGGUCAAAAUUUUCUCAAGUGAGAACUUUACCAUGUAUUAAAAAAUUAGGAUGGAAUUUGAGACCUUGAGGUAGCAAGCAAGUCUAGUUUUUCUGGGUCAAGAUCAAAGUUCAAAGUUUUGUAAUUAGGUUGUAGAGUUGUGUUGUAUAUAAGAAAGCUAGUCUUGUAGGAGUACUUCACAUUCAAAAUGGAAGACUAUCUGAGGAACAGGAAUAUGAUUAUUUUAAAACAAAAUGGUUCUUGAUAUUCAUUUAAGCAUAAUUUAA